AUGACGUUCCGCAAGGGCGACCUCAACUGUACGCUCGAUGAAAAGGCCGCGCUUCGCCAUGGCGCGGACGAGAGGAACGAGGACCCCGUCGCUGUCGGCGUCGCCGGACGGCAGCCCGAGGAGGUGUACGAGCGCACCCUUAGCUGGUGGCGACAGGGUAUUCGGCGGGCCAUUCUGCGGAACGUCGAGCGGGAGUCGCCAGUGCUGGCGAGGAUGCAGGCGAAGAUUCGGCACCCUUUCCUGGACGCGUACUUCGUGUACACCUCAUCUCUUGGUACACACACGUUCUUCAUGGUCAUGCUUCCUAUCUUCUACUUCUUCGGCGCACCGAAGUUUGGUCGAGGGCUUCUUCUGAUGUUGGCUGUGGGAGUCUACGUCUCGUCAUUCCUCAAGGACUUGUGUUGCGCACCCCGGCCAUUCGCACCCCCGGUUGCACGACUCACGAUUGGGAACCAUCACCUGGAGUACGGCUUCCCUUCGACGCACUCCACAAACAGUGUCUCCCUCGCCCUCUUUUUCUACACCCUCCUCCAGCACGUCUACCAUCCUGAUGGUCCCAUCUCGCAAUUUGGUUACAACUGCAUCAUCGGCAUCCUAUGCUUCUACGUGUUCUCGAUCGUCUUCGGGCGACUCUACACCGGCAUGCAUUCGUUCACGGACUGCGUUGGCGGCGUGGUGCUUGGCGCAAGCAUCUGGGGAUUGCACAUCCUCAUUGGCGAAUCCGUCGACGCGUGGUCGCGUGAGCAGGGCUGGAUCGUCCCCGCCCUCAUCGUCCCCAUGUGUCUGGUCCUCGUCCACCGGCACCCGCAACCCGUGGACGACUGCCCGUGCUUCGAAGACGCCAUCGCGUUCAACUCUGUCAUCAUGGGCGAGUUCGUGAUUCGCUGGUGGAUGGACAACUACGGAUACGACGCGAGCUUCUUUACGCACGCCAUGCCUGGCGCGUCGUGGGCGACAUACCAGGACUUUGCGACCUGGUGGGGCACCGCCGCGCUCAAGAUGGUCUUUGGUGUCCUUGCGAUCUUCGUCUGGCGCAUUGUCGCGAAGUCGUUCUGCCUCUCCGUCCUCCCUCCGAUCUUCCGUUUGUUGUCCCACCUCGUCACGCUGCCCCACCGCCGCUUCUACACACCCGCGACGGACUACACCACCGUCCCGCCAGAGAAAGGACUUCGGCCGAUCCCGUCCGUCAUCGACCUACCGCGGAUGAUGGAGGUCGAGAUGGACGACGUCGCGGCGAGCGGGGCGCGGGCGAACGGCACGUACGGUGCAGUGAAGCAGCGCGCGAUCGCGCGGGGCGGAAAGAGCGAGUCCGAGAAGCAACACCUGGGGCGGGCCCCUGACGCGACGGACAACCGCAAGAGCCGCCGUGAGCUCAAGCACUACGACGCCGAUGUGCUCACCAAGGUGUUCGUGUACUGCGGCAUCGGAAUGGUGGCCACCGGGGUCGUCCCGAUCCUGUUCGAGGUGCUGGGAUGGGGUGUCAGGAUGUCGUAA
Molecule: messenger RNA, 1494 nt
Organism: Epithele typhae
Lineage: Eukaryota; Fungi; Basidiomycota; Agaricomycetes; Polyporales; Epitheliaceae
Product: PAP2 superfamily-domain-containing protein
Exons: 6
Coding region: 1-1494 (497 amino acids)
Cellular component (GO): endoplasmic reticulum membrane
Molecular function (GO): sphingosine-1-phosphate phosphatase activity
Source: RefSeq, a predicted model, not a curated record